Molecule: messenger RNA, 886 nt
Organism: Lathyrus oleraceus (garden pea)
Lineage: Eukaryota; Viridiplantae; Streptophyta; Magnoliopsida; Fabales; Fabaceae
Product: early nodulin-like protein 2
Exons: 2
Coding region: 106-687 (193 amino acids)
Cellular component (GO): plasma membrane
Molecular function (GO): electron transfer activity
Source: RefSeq, a predicted model, not a curated record
UAUAAACACUUCUACUCCUCCAUUUUUCAUAUUCCAACCAGAAAAUCAUAUUAUUAGAGUUUUUCUCUAUUAGUAAAAUCUAAGUAAUAUAUAUCAUAUUAAUCAAUGGCAAUGAUGAAGUCUGGUUUCUUCUUGUUCAUGUCAAUUCUCUUUCUCACCUCUUCAUUGUCAUAUGGUUACAAGUUCAACGUUGGUGGCAAAGAUGGCUGGGCUGUGAAACCCUCACAAUGGUACAGUCCUUGGGCUCAGAAAAACAGGUUUCAGAUCAAUGAUACACUUUAUUUCAAGUAUAACAAAGGAUCUGAUUCAGUGUUGGUGGUAAAUAACCAAGACUACAACUCAUGCAAUACCAGCAAUCCAAUUCUCAAAAUGGACGGUGGAAACUCAAUUUUCAAAUUUGAGAGGUCAGGUCCUUUUUUCUUCAUUAGUGGAAAUGUUGAAAAUUGCCAAAAAGGUGAGAAGAUUAUCGUGGUGGUUUUGUCUCCAAACCACCAUCGUAAACAUCAUCAUGGUCCAUCAUCAUCACCUUCUCCGGCUGAUUUACCGGAGGAGAAUACUCAUUCACCUAAUUCCACCGUUGAUAAUACUCCGGCGAAUUCACCCGCUCCUUCGGGUUCACCUAUGUUAAGUGGUUCAAUUGGUGUUAGUGUUGGGUUUGCUUUAGUCUUAGGAAGCUUUGUUUUCUAAGAACGUGGGUAUCCUAUGUUGUUUCUUUUGUUUGUGGUUUGUUAGGGUUGAGUUUUGUGUUUUUUUUUAGUAGUUUGUGAUUAUGUCUCAAACUAUUUUUUGUUUCAUUGUUUGAAUUUUAUUUAUUAUGUCUUAUUAAUUAUCAUAUUUUUAUAUAAGUCAGAUGAAUAUCUGCUAGUACGUUUUUAAAGUGUGAAAA